Epinephelus fuscoguttatus (brown-marbled grouper) is the source of this 2699-nucleotide messenger RNA. RefSeq names its product neuropeptide Y receptor Y8b (gene npy8br). Gene Ontology annotation, biological process: G protein-coupled receptor signaling pathway. Lineage: Eukaryota; Metazoa; Chordata; Actinopteri; Perciformes; Serranidae. The transcript is spliced from 3 exons. The coding region runs from base 479 to 1582 and encodes 367 amino acids. Gene Ontology annotation, cellular component: plasma membrane; neuron projection. The record is from RefSeq and is a predicted model, not a curated record. Gene Ontology annotation, molecular function: neuropeptide Y receptor activity; neuropeptide binding.
AUUAUGUAACAUGCUCUCAAUCACAUCCCUGCCUGAGUCUGAGGCAUAAGGUCGCUUUAAGAGAUAUCUCAGUUCCUAUCAGUGAUCCUGGCAGUACACCUCCUACCCUCUCCUCCACCAAAAACUCUUGUUGUGUCUCACCUGAUGCCAAACAGCGCUGCAAGUCCAGGAAGCAACAUCUCGGAGCGCAUUGAACACACACGGUGGCACACCGGAGGACGGAGGGGUCUCCUCCACCUGUCCGGAGCCGAGAGAGUCCGUCUCAGUGCGAGCAGAGAGCAGACACACAACGGAUCCAGGACAGCUGCAGAGAGCGAGGGCCCCAAAUGAAGGACGUUGUAAAGACUCCCAAAGAUUAAGGAUGAGGGAAAGCUUUACGAAAAUGCAAAUAUUAUUCAUGAAGUAAUUACAGCAGGUGUGACAAAACAAAUUAGUUCAAUUAGUCCCCGGCGUUUGAAGUGAGCCCAGGAAAACCACCAUGGAGCUGCAGCACAACACCAAUCACAACCAAGCCUUGUGGAAAGAGAUACCGUGGGAUUUCACCGAGGACUGCUCGCUCUCAGUGAGUGGCACCACAUUCCUCAUUGUUGCAUACAGUACAGUCAUGGCAGUGGGUCUCAUUGGGAACUCCUGCCUUUUGUUUGUCAUCACACGGCACAAGGAAAUGCACAACGUCACUAACAUCUUCAUCGCCAACCUGUCCUUUUCUGAUAUCCUCAUGUGCAUUGUAUGCCUGCCAGUCACUAUUAUCUACACACUGACGGACCGCUGGAUCCUAGGAGACGCCCUGUGUAAGCUCACACCCUUCAUCCAGUGUAUAUCAGUCACUGUUUCCAUCUUCUCCCUCGUCCUCAUCGCCAUGGAGCGCUACCAGCUCAUUGUCCACCCGACUGGAUGGAAGCCAAUGGUGGGCCAGUCCUACUUGGCCGUCGCUGUCACCUGGAUUGUGGCCUGCCUAAUCUCGGUGCCUUUCCUCUCAUACAGCGUACUCACCUUGCCUUUCCAGAACCUAACCAUUCCUUUCCCAGUCAAUGACCACCUGGUUUGUAUGGAGCGGUGGCCAUCAGUUCAAGAACGGCGAGCUUACACCACCUCCCUGCUCGUCUUCCAAUACUUCCUUCCUCUCGCCCUCAUCAUGGUCUGCUACCUACACAUCUACCUGCGCCUUCGGAGGAGGAAGGACAUGGUGGAGCGCGGCAGGAACACCACCCAAAAGAAAAACAAAGGCACCAUGAGGAUCAACGCCAUGUUAGUUGCCAUAGUGGUGGCAUUCGCACUCUCCUGGCUCCCUCUCACUGUCUUCAACACUGUGUUUGACUGGAACCACGAGGCCAUCCCGACCUGUGGUCAUGACAUCAUCUUCUCAUUCUGCCACCUCACUGCCAUGGCCUCCACCUGCGUCAACCCCAUCAUCUAUGGUUUCCUCAACAGCAACUUUCAGAAGCAGCUCAAGUCCACCCUAUUGCGUUGCCGCUGCUGGGGGGUUACAGAGAGGUAUGAGAGCGUCCCGCUCUCUACUGUCAGCACAGAAGUCACCAAGGGGUCAAUCUUGAGCAAUGGAUCUAUCAGCAUCAAUACUUAGACCUAAGCCUUUUCAGUAAAAGACAAAGAGACUACUCGGGCUUCCUCAGCCCUCAUUGUGUCAUCCUUUGGAGCUUUUCUUGCUUCGUUGCAUCCAAAAGCUAGGUUGACAUUUACAAAGUUAUAAACCUCACAACAGCAGUCCAGAGGGAGCCGACUGAAGACACUUAACCAGCAUGGUGCAUUGCCCUCGAUUCAGUAUGAGUUCACUUGUAAGAGGAAGUAGAUAACAAAUUGAUGGUGCAAAGGUUGGACAAGUUUAAGUAUUGUAGAGCGACUGAAGGCACUUUACAUGAGCACUUUUGCAACUGUAGUCUGUAUAGUCCAUUCCCCCGUGAGUUGUGGACACAUACGAAUGAAGAGACAGCAUUUAACCCUCUAUACAUCUGUAAUAUUCUCUUUCUAAAGCUCUGAGAUCUACUCAGGAUUCACGUUCCAAUGAAUAUCAGCUGUUAAAGGUUUGCUUAUCACACUUUUACCUGCUUUAAAUGUGAGCUGUUGAACCACCAGAGAGAAUUCAAAGGACAAAGGGAUUGGGGCAAAUAUUCUUUUCUUCUUUUCAGUUUUGCUGUUUUAUAUUAAUAGUAUUGAUGAAUAUAUUAACAGAUUGUAAACUGUGAUGUGUUAAUGAUUAUCGACAGAGUUGUUUAUGACAUAACUGAAGGAGAGAACAUUGGUGCAUUAAAUGUGGCUCAAGGCAUUCACUGAGACAAUUUACUAGCAUCACCUUAAUGCAUUUCCCAUUACCUAAAAUCACCACAAAUGAUGUAAUGAUCUUUUACAGAGAGCCUUGGCAAGAGCUGUAUACAUUCCAUGCUGUCGGCCAAGGUCUGUGCUCCAGUAAAUUGUGCGUGUGGGAUUUUUUUUCCUUAUAAAAUGUGCCAUUCAACAACCAUAUAUCAAGUGCCAUAAAACAAAAUAAAAGAGGCAGUAAAGGACUUUGUCAGAGCGAGGUUCUCCUGCUGUAUAUAACAUUACUAAAUACGUGUAUGGUCUGUACAAGAUGUGACAGUUAUUAUAGUUUAUGGUGUGGUGGGGGAAAAGAGCACUGUGUAGCAAAGCAGAUAUCUCCUAGGAAACCUGUCGUAAGUCACUUCUGUUUGUGGUAUUGAACUGAA